AAUGCGUGCGCGAGUCACAUCGAGUAGGCAGGCACUCCGAUAGACUUGCGACCAGGAUCUCUAUAUGAAAAACGUGCGAGUUUUUCUUUAAAAAGAUUUUCGAUGGUGCAGUUCGUGUUUGAGACACAUUUGAGCGAAACAGGAGUCAAAAAAUGGAAUCUCUCCGAAUACUUGAGCUUUACAGUGGCAUAGGUGGGAUGCAUUAUGCUCUAAAAAAUUCUGGAAUAUCUGGUCACGUGGUGGCAGCCAUAGACAUAAACACUACUGCCAAUGAGAUCUACAGGCAUAAUUUCCCCGACACCCCACUCUGGAACAGAACCAUUGAGGGUAUAUCACUUGAUGAAUUCAAUAAAUUGCACUUUGACAUGAUUCUGAUGAGUCCUCCGUGUCAACCUUUUACCAGGCUUGGACACCAACGUGGUAUUGCUGACCCCAGAACCAAGAGCUUCCUCUACGUUCUUAACCUCCUGCCAAGGCUCAGUCAUCUUCCUCGCUUUAUCCUGCUCGAGAAUGUCAAAGGCUUUGAGAGCUCCUCUGCCAGGCAAUGUUUAAUUGAAACGCUUCAGAAAUGUGGCUACACUUUUCAGGAGGUCAUGGUCUCACCUACAAGUGUUGGGAUCCCAAAUUCGAGGCUGCGUUAUUUCUUGAUGGCCAAGAUUUCAAAAGAAACAAUGUUUUUAGAGUCAAAGGAGUCCCAAACAGAGUCCUCUGAGGCGCCGCUCCUUCCAAGCCCUCUACAGGCAGUUAGUUCCCUGACAAAAGAGGAGGAAAAGGAAGGUCAUCAUGUCCUUUAUAAACUUGAGACCGCAAAUGAUGCUCUAAGAAAGAUAAAUCAGAAUAGUGAUUUGUCAGUGAGGCAGAUCGAAGAGUUCCUUGAACCACAGGAGAUUGUUGACAUGGAUCAAUAUCUUGUUCCUUCUAAAAUACUGCUGCGUUAUGCUCAAAUCCUGGAUAUUGUCCAACCCACCUGUCGGAGAUCUAUUUGCUUCACCAAAGGCUAUGGCCGAUAUGUGGAAGGAACUGGCUCAGUACUGCAAAGUUGCCUGGAAACAGAGAUUGCGACCGUGUUUAAAAGUCUGGAACAAUUGUCUAAUGAAGAAAAACUCAAACAACUGCUGAGACUGAAACUUCGUUAUUUUACCCCCAGAGAAGUAGCCAACAUAAUGGGUUUCCCUAAAAGCUUUUCCUUUCCAGAGGAGAUCCCUAUCAAGCAGCGUUACAAAGUCCUCGGAAACAGCCUCAAUGUUGUGGUGGUGUCUACACUGUUACGCCAGCUGAUCUCCAACUGACACAAAAAAAGGAGCGACUGCAGAUUUUCCAAUUGCUCCUGUCUAAAGGUUCUUAAGGGUUUUUUUUUUUUUUACUGUGACUUAGUUUUCCUGUUAAAUAUAUAAGGAAAUACUGCAUAUGUACAUUUAAAAAUAGCCCUUAAUUUUAUAUGGUCUUUCUAAGGGAAAAUAUUUUUCGACCACUCCCAACUUAUUGAAUAAAAGGAAACAAAAGUUGAUGACUAA
Corythoichthys intestinalis (scribbled pipefish) is the source of this 1514-nucleotide messenger RNA. RefSeq names its product tRNA aspartic acid methyltransferase 1 (gene trdmt1). Gene Ontology annotation, cellular component: nucleus. The coding region runs from base 153 to 1289 and encodes 378 amino acids. Gene Ontology annotation, molecular function: methyltransferase activity. The record is from RefSeq and is a predicted model, not a curated record. NCBI's taxonomy places the organism in Eukaryota, Metazoa, Chordata, Actinopteri, Syngnathiformes, Syngnathidae. The transcript has 11 exons.